AGAGAUAGCAGUAGCAGAGAUGGUCAAGCUCGCCGCCCUCGCCUUGCUCGCGCUGCUGGGGUCCGUGGCGUGCCAAGGUGACAAUGGUUCACCCGCGGACUCACCGGCGGCGUACCCGCCUAGCCGAAGCGUGCCUCCAAGCUCGGCUCCGGCGAGCCCGAGCACUCCAGCUGCGAGCCCCAGCCAGCCCAUGCCGAGCCCGAUUGUGUUGAGCCCGAGCCCGACCCCGCUCGCUCAGCCUCCUAGCCGCGGCCUAGGCGCACCGAGCCAAAGCCCGCCGGUAUAUCCACCAAGCGUGAGCCAACCCGCCUUUCCUCCGUCUGGUUCUUCCAAUGCCCCGAGCGCAAGCUCACCGGAGUACCUUCCUAGCCCUAGUCCAAGCGUGUCUAGUCAAACUCCACCCACAUAUUCACCUGACCCAAGUCCACCUACUUCUCCUAGUCCAAGCCCGUUGAGCCCGAGCAAAAUUGCCUAUCCACCAAGCCCAAGCCCUAGCCAACCCACAUAUCCUCCUAGCCCAAGCCCAAUCAAUCCAAGACAACCUCCCAGCCCAGGUCCAGCAUCUUAUAUUCCAAGCCCUAGCCCAAGCCCGGAUAGCCCUGCUCCAGCCCCUUUUCCUCCUAUCUCAAACUCACCCAGCCCUGGGCUCAGUGUCGGUCACUACAGCUACUCAUGCCCAAAUGCAGAAGCUAUCGUCAGGGAGGCCGUGAAGAACGCCACGGAGAAGAAUCGCGGCACCGGCGCCGGGCUCAUCCGUCUCUUCUUCCACGACUGCUUCGUCCGGGGGUGCGAUGCUUCCGUUCUCCUCAACACGACCGGCUCCGGCGAACCCACAGAGUUAAAGGGCCUGCCGAACCUGACCCUCCGGGGCUUCGAGGUCAUCGACGCGGCAAAGGCGGCGCUCGAGGAGGCCUGCCCCGGCGUUGUCUCGUGUGCGGACGUCCUCGCCUUCGCUGGCCGCGACGCCACCUUCUUCCUCACCAACCGCACGGCGGCCUACUUCCCCAUGCCGGCCGGCCGCUACGACGGGCGCGGGUCUUUCUCCAACGAGACCACCCUCAACCUGCCGUCGCCCUCCUCCGGCCUCCAGCAGCUCAACGAGAGUUUCCACGCCAAGGGGCUGAGCCUCGAGGACAUGGUCACCCUUUCCGGCGCGCACUCGGUCGGCCGCUCUAGCUGCUCGUCCUUCCACGACCGCCUCUCCCCCAACUCCUCCGACAUGGACCCCCAGUUCGCGAGCUCCCUGCGGAAGCAGUGCAGCGGCAGCGACCCCACCGCGAUGCAGGACUUCAAGACCCCCGACGACCUGGACCGGCAGUACUACCAGAACGCCGUGGACCACAAGGUGUUGUUCACCUCCGACGCGGCGCUCAUGGCGUCGAACGAGACGGCGAAGAUGAUGCUCGAUAACGCGCAUGUCAGUGGGCUGUGGGAGAAGAAGUUUGCGGCGGCGAUGGUAAAGAUGGGCGGCGUCGGGAUCAAGACCAGCGUCGACGGCGAGAUCAGGAAGAAAUGCUGGAUCAUCAACAAAGUGUGACGUGUCGAUCGAUCACGUGGUUCAUCGUAAGAUGGUCUCAUGAAUUGAUCGAUGCCACGUUCGGCACAUGCAUGCCGUUUGGUGAUGAUUUCUUUUUUCUGUUUUAUUUUUUUUCAGACUAGGACGACAUGCAAAAUAUAGUACACUUCUGUUCGGAAUUCUUUUGACGUAUAUAUGGAGUGAGAAACUUGGAACUA
Messenger RNA from Triticum dicoccoides, 1734 nucleotides. RefSeq names its product peroxidase 2-like. Gene Ontology annotation, biological process: response to oxidative stress; hydrogen peroxide catabolic process. Lineage: Eukaryota; Viridiplantae; Streptophyta; Magnoliopsida; Poales; Poaceae. The record is from RefSeq and is a predicted model, not a curated record. Bases 20 to 1537 code for a protein of 505 amino acids. The transcript is spliced from 2 exons. Gene Ontology annotation, molecular function: heme binding; peroxidase activity.